Theileria equi strain WA is the source of this 405-nucleotide messenger RNA. RefSeq names its product signal peptide containing protein. The record is from RefSeq and is a predicted model, not a curated record. Bases 1 to 405 code for a protein of 134 amino acids. NCBI's taxonomy places the organism in Eukaryota, Apicomplexa, Aconoidasida, Piroplasmida, Theileriidae. The transcript has 2 exons.
AUGAAGGUUCUUGCUCUGUUUUACUUUGCAUUAAUAGCAAAGCUUUGUAGCGCAAGUUGUUGUUGUGGAAGUGAAAACGGCGAAGCACUUGAUAUCUCUGAUCCCGAUUCGUCCAAAGUGAGUAUAUGGGAGGAGACUAGCUAUGGAGUAAAGUGGAAAGUCUUUACUCCUAAGAGUACUGUAACAUUUACCUCGUUCACAGAAGGAGGAGCGGAAAUAGGAAAGAUAAGCAGCCUUUGUACACCCGAAAAGUGCUAUGAAAAGGUUGAUGGAAAAUGGAAGGAAAUUGGUCUUAAUGAUUUCUACAUGAGAACGAAUGAAAUCAAGAACGCAGUAAAACCAAAUGAAGAAGCAGUAAAUGCAGAGGGUACUUCCGAUAAUCUGGAAGAUGCUGUAAAACCAUAA